AUGAUGACCGGCGGGACGGACGGCUGGAUGACCAAACGUGCGGGCAGACGCGGUCUGUGGACGGCCGCCGUUCUCGCAGCCGGACCCGGCGCCCUCGCACUGGUCGCACCGCCUCUGACGCCUGGCACGAUCGAGUCCGCCCCCGUCACCGUCAUCACGACCACCCCACUGGCGCCGGUUGUUCCGCUCACCCCGGAGGAGUCUCGGCCCAGGUGGUCCCCACCAUCGUCACCAUCACCGCGCCGGCCGGAUUCACUCACCACCGCCGGAACCGAUCGUGUCUCCGACGGAGUUAGUGCUCACGAAUCACCACGUCAUCAGCGGAGCCCGGACGUCACUGCCGUCAGCAUGUCCAACGGACUGAUCUACGACGCCGAGAUCCUGGCAGAAGCCACUCGUAAGGAUGCCGUCACCGCAAUCGGAAAUGCGGAAGGCGGCGGAGUACCCGUCCCAGCUCCCGGCGUCAUCACCAAUCUCGGUGUCACCGUCAACACCCGCAACGUGUCCGACGGAUCGCGAAACCAGCUGAAGGGCCUCAUCGAGGUCGGACGCGACAUCCGGCCUGGAAGCGGAUUCCGGUGGCCCUGGUCAACGCCGUUGGCGAGCUGGAUCGGCGUCAGCAGCGCGGGCAACGCCGUCACCGACCGCAGCGAAACCUCGCCGGCGCCUCAGUCCUGCUCCAUACCGAUCGACACCGCACUACCGGGAUCGUCGAGCAGGCAAUCUAGGACGGCCGCUCCUCCGAGACCGUGCGUGUGGGACCGACACCCGUACUCGGUGUCGCGCCUGAUCGCGUCGUCCGCUGAUCUCAACGCGGCGAUGAGCUUCCGCGCUGCCCCCGGCGACACCUGCGUCGCGGUGACGUGGGUGGACGCAAAAUGCCGGGCAACUCUAAUCGGUUCGCUGGUCCUCGACGAGGGCCACCUCGGC
Messenger RNA from Mesorhabditis spiculigera, 930 nucleotides. Lineage: Eukaryota; Metazoa; Nematoda; Chromadorea; Rhabditida; Rhabditidae. The record is from the annotation of a GenBank genome assembly.